GGGUUAUUUGGAUAGAGUUAUGUACUACGAUGAUGGUCAAGGUAGAAACAAGUCACGGCGAGUUAUGGAUGGAUAUUAUGCAAGUUGCUGGACAAGACAGAUUUGCUGAUGUUCAAAAACAAACAGCUAAAUUAAUUGUAUUGUAUGCCAAGCACAACCCCAAGUCCAUAGAUUAUGCUUGUGAGCGGAUGGUUCGAUUAGUUAUACCUCUAUUGUUGCAUAAACAUACGGCUGUGCGAGUAGCAGGUAUUAAGGUAGAGUUUGUUUCUCUAUGUCCUUUGUUUUCUGAUUGUGCCUUAGGCUAUGAAAGCUGUCUUGAUGGCUUCACCCAAGGGACUCCAUUUGCUGUUUGAAUAUGACCAAGUAUUAGACCGACAACCAAUUGUGCCUGGACUGAUCUAUGAUACAUCGGCUCUGGUGCGUGAUCAUCUAUUUAUUGUGCUGGGCAAACUACUUUGUGAAUGGAACCCUCGUGAUCGAUACCAAUACGGCGAACUAGUGUUGCCCAUCAUCUUGUCUGGUACAUUGGACGAUCUUCCUAGCGUACAAAUUACUUGUAAAUCAAGCAUGUCCAAAGUAGGAUUAAGCUGCACACAAGACUUGGUAGGAGCAGGUAUCCUUGAUACAUUUCCUGCAGAUGAAAAAGAAGCAGAAAUCAUAGGCAUCAAGCAUUUGGUCCACAUGUGUUAUGACAAAAGCGUUUCACAACUAAUGCACAGCAGUACUAAUUUUGUAAAGGUCAGACAAGAAACAGGCCUCGAUUCUCUCAAGCUAUUUUUGGAAUAUGCAUCGGUAGACGAUCUAGUGAGAUCCAUUAAGAGGUUGACCCAGUGUCUAUUUCAAGUCUAUGCCACUACGGAACAAGCAUCUAUUAAGACGCGGGUGUAUGACAUAUUGACACUUUUGCUUGCACAUUUACCUUCACCUGAGAUUUGCAUAGAAGUGCUGACUCUUAAGUUGGACAGGAAACGCUUGGCAGCCGAGACAGAAGGAUUCCCUGGUAACCUCGUUGUUACUGUGACCAUGGCAUUUUUAGAACACACGCUUUCGUCCAGUACAAUGUCAGAAAGUUCGAAGCAGCGCGUCAUUUCUAUAAUGAGCAAACCUUAUUUGACUGAAUAUCUGGAUCUGGAGGCAACACAACACUAUCAACAAGUUGUCCAAGCUUUCCAGAAAAUCUAAUAAAAGAAAAAGUCAGUUUAUAUUGUUUCUAAAAUAGUAUUUUCUAUUCAUGAUGAUAUAUCUUGGUAGAAAUAAACCUAUUUUAGAUAAAUUAUCCAUUCUUAACAAACAAUUCCAAUCAGAAUUCCAAGCGUAAUUCUCUUUCUCUUUGUGGGAUCAAAUCUAACGGAGUACAAAAAAAUCCAUAUCAAAUCUUGUUGAAUUCGUAUAUUUGUUCAUCUUAUUUGUUCCAAGCUUAAAGAGGAAUUACAGAACAAAGAAAAAAAAAGUAAAUAGUGGAGCAUCUUCUAGAUAAUUCAUCCACAGUCCACUUCUCUCAUGGUGAAUUUAGAAUAUUCAAUACAGA
Gilbertella persicaria is the source of this 1528-nucleotide messenger RNA. RefSeq lists its product as uncharacterized. The transcript has 2 exons. NCBI's taxonomy places the organism in Eukaryota, Fungi, Mucoromycota, Mucoromycetes, Mucorales, Choanephoraceae. Bases 304 to 1182 code for a protein of 292 amino acids. The record is from RefSeq and is a predicted model, not a curated record.